Messenger RNA from Thalassophryne amazonica, 5451 nucleotides. RefSeq names its product polyhomeotic homolog 1 (gene phc1). The transcript is spliced from 14 exons. Gene Ontology annotation, cellular component: PRC1 complex; nucleus. Gene Ontology annotation, molecular function: protein binding; zinc ion binding. NCBI's taxonomy places the organism in Eukaryota, Metazoa, Chordata, Actinopteri, Batrachoidiformes, Batrachoididae. The coding region runs from base 208 to 2670 and encodes 820 amino acids. The record is from RefSeq and is a predicted model, not a curated record.
AUCUUGUAGUGCACACCUUCCAGUAAAGUAGGUGGAGGUAAGCACCUCUCACCUUCAUGUUUGAGCCACAAAUAAAUACAACGAAGAAGAAGCGCUUUUUGUAAAGGGCGUGGUUUCAUUGGAGCCAAAAACCCCGAAAAGGGCUGUUGUCGUUUGUAAAGAAAUUGGAUGUGUACUUAUUUGCCAUAAAAUAAGAGUGAGAGAAAAAUGGAUGCAGGUGAAGACCAAAACACAGGUGCUGCCAAUGGCGCUUCUCAAGCGAGUGGAAACUCCCGGCCACCCCAGAUAGCCCACAUGUCUCUGUAUGAGAGACAGGCUGUACAGGCUCUCCAGGCCCUACAAAGACAGCCAAAUGCAGCUCAGUACUUCCAGCAACUUAUGCUGCAGCAGCAGAUCAAUAAUGCCCAACUGCAAAAUUUAGCUGCUGUGCAACAGGCCACACUUGCAGCUAGUCGACAGUCCAGUUCUCCAAGCAACAGCAUGUCUCAGGCUACCACCACUGUGAACCUAAGCACUUCUUCUGCAGGCGGGACCAUGAGCAGCCCACGUCCCCAUGGACCAGCCACGUCUGCAACCACUACUACUGCUUUGAACCAGUCAGUGUUACUGGGUGGAAACUCUGCAGGACAGGGGCAGAUGUAUUUCAGGGUCAACCGCUCUCUCAGAGCUCCCCUUGCUUCUCAACUCAUCUUCAUGCCUGGUGGUACACCAACAGCUACAGUAGCGACUGUUGCCCAGCAGCAGCAGCAGCAACAACAACAGCAGCAGCAGCAGCAGCAUGAAGUCUCUCCUGCUAACCCCAGUCCCCAGUGUGACAGUGAUCAGGUACAGAACUUGGCUCUACACUGUGCUAACACUCCAAGAGCAACUUCUGUCAAAUCUGAGCUUCCAGAGAGAAAAGAUGCUGCCAGUUUCCCCAUCACUCACCAGCAACAGCAGCAGACAUUCUCCCAGUCACCUCAGCAACAGCAAGUACAACCACAACAGCAACAACAAAUGGCCAAACCAUUACCCAACUAUGUGCAACAGUCGACCACUAACACCAUGACUGUAAAGACUGGAAACCAGGCUGCCAUGACUGUUACUCCUGCAGUUUCUGUGGCUCCUUCCUCCUCUUCCUCCUCCUCCCCCUCUCCAACACUUCCUCUCCAACAACUCCUCCUUUCCCCCUCUGGACUGUGCCAGGCCAGAGCUGUCACCACAGUUACCCCUGCUGCCACUGUGACACACAUCCUGGUGCCCACCUCAAAUGUUCCUACCUCCACUCAGGGCUACCCUAUUGGUUCAGUGGCUCCAAAAACCAGUGUCAGUGCGCAGACUCUGGUCGUGCAGCCUCUGCAGCAGACCAGCACAGCUGGAGACAAAGGCCCUGUGCCAAUCCAGCCCAAAACAGCUCAGUGUCAUCGAUUACCUGCACAACUGCCCCCUCGACAUCCAACACCCAUUCUUCCAGCACCGCCAAGCAGCACCCAGGCUUCAGUGGGUGGACACAACCCUCCUCAUGUACCUGUGCAGCUUGUUGGUGCCAGACAGGGCCUACCAGGAAGUGCACAGGCUGUGGCUUUGGCCCAGCCACGAACCAGUACACCCCAGGAAAUUACAACUGGUGGGAAUGCCAGUACAGUCUCCAGCAACACUGGUACUGCUACGACAAAGCCUGGUGUUGGCUCCCUGAAAAGAAAGUCUGUCUCUGACACGGCCAGUGAGAUAGCAAGUGAAACAUCAGAUUCUACACCAAUGAGAGAGUCUGCACCUCCCUUAUCCCCCGCCCCAGCAAAAGACUCUGCUCCUCCUGCAGCAGCAGCAGCUUUCUCAACUCCUCCAACCCUGUCGCUGCCUCUACCAUUAUCAAGAGUUGGACAUGGAGACAAAGACAGAGCACCUCUUCCUCAGGCGGUGGUCAAACCUCAGGUCCUCACUCACCUCAUUGAGGGCUUCGUCAUUCAAGAGGGAGCUGAGCCUUUUCCUGUUACUGGGCUGCUUAAAGACAGAGAUUUUGCUCUCGUUGGCCGCUCAGAGAAUGGACCUCCAUUGUUGAAGUGUGAAUACUGUGGAAGCCUUGCUCCAGCCAACCAGUUUAGAGGAUCAAAGAGGUUCUGUACAAACACUUGUUCCAAGAGGUAUAAUGUGAGCUGCAGCCAACAUUUCAAGACAAGCAGAGGAAGAAGUGCCGCAGGGCAGCAGAUGCCUAUACCGCCAACUGAGAGCGCUGCUCGACGCAAGGGUGCUCCUCGUAGGAGCAAUUCUGAAAUCAACAGCAGUAAACUGUCAAGCAGGCGUCUUCCUGUCAAGUGUCACUCUGAGUCCAGCCGCUCUGACAACAUAUCCAGUGAUGGAGAUGAUGAUGAAGAGGACGAGUCGCCUUCAAUGUCCCCAACAUCUUCACGCUCCGGCUCAAGAGGUAACCACAGCACUCCUCAGUCACCCCCUGGAAGUCUGGAAGGAGCCAGCUUUCUCCCAGCAACUCCUUCUCAGUGGAGUGUGGAAGAAGUCUGCAGGUUUAUCUCUUCACUUCAAGGCUGUGAGGAACUGGCUUCCCAGUUCCUGUCACAGGAAAUAGACGGACAAGCGCUGCUUCUUUUGCGUGAGGAUCACCUCAUAUCCACCAUGAAUAUCAAGCUGGGUCCUGCUCUGAAGAUCUGUGCUUCAAUCAACAACCUGCGAGAGUGAAGCCCUUGACACUACAGAGGUCUUCAUGGGUCCGUAGUUCCAAUUUAGCAGGGCCCACCUAAACCUGCUGUACAAUAAUGUAAGCCUGCAACACUUAUAUUCAGAAUGCAGUAUCCUACUGUGUAGUGUUACAGCAAGAAAUGAGAACUGACAACACUCCAGUUUGUAGCCAAUUAUUUUUUGUUGGGACAAAUUGAUGAAUCAGUAUAAAGAAACGGGACACGCAGAAGUAAAAGGGUUGGUGUGACGUGAAGCAAAGAUAACCCAGCUCGGAAUUCGAAUCAACAAUGCUUCUCCUCAAGGUGCUAGGUCACAUGCUCAGUAUAUCUACCUCUAGCCCACCUCUAGUAGCUGUUACAUGGACACUGAGGUUAGCCUUAUUUGUUGAAAAUUUGAUAUAUAUAUACAUACACACAUGCUGUACUGAAUGACACCAGAGUAGAGGGUUUGAUUGAGAAAGUCUUAAUAGACGCACUGCUCUCUUUUAAUGACAUGUUCAAGACGCAGCACACAUCAUGUAGUACGAUGGUGAAUAUCAUCAGUGCCCUGCUCAAGUGUAUCUUCUUCAAUGGAUGAAACAAGUUUUUGAUGAUUCGAUUCAGCCCUGUAUUUUUUUUAUUUUUCCCCUUACUCCUUCUGGCUGCAUCGGAUCUGAUCUGGCAUAAGUUGCACUCUGGCUGUCCUUUCUGAGGUAUCGCCAGAUGUACAUGGAGACUGGGACACAGAUGGCCUUCAACUGCAGACCUUCUUGUUGGGAGGCAGGGGCACUAAAAAUGGGAGCCAAUCUGAAAUAUGCCAGAUUCCAGAUCUCACCAGACAGCUUGAACAGUUAUACGUGAUGUGUCCCAAGUCACUAUGUCUGCAAAAAUUCAAUAAGUAACUGUAAAAACUACUUAUUCAGCUCUUAAAUUUUGAGUUCUGAUAGAUACAGAUGAGGACAAGAGAACCUCCCAUUCUGGCAUCUUGUAACCUGCACAAUAAAUUGUAGAUUCCUGGUGGCCACUAAGGCUUCUGUGCCUGUUUUUAUCCUUCUGGGGUCCACAAUUGCACCAGUGUGUCAGUUCACCAUUUCAUCAUAUUUCUAUUAAUAAAUAAGCAACUGAAUGUCAGACUUCGUUCGACCACCUGCUGAAACUAACGUCUCAGCUGUAGUUUCCAUCUCUCUUGAAGAUCUUUCACUCACAGCCAAUCCUAGAGGCUGGAGAAGAUCACACGACCAGUGUGUCUCACUGCAAGAGGCUGCAGCCAGUCCAACAUCUGUUAGUGGGAGAUUCUCACUGAAACACAUCAGUAAAGAGUCAUAAAAUCAAAAAGAACAUUACCACUGACCUGAAGACAUUCUUCAAGUUUUAUUUAGUCUUCCAGACAAAGCAAAUUGUGGAAAAACAUGGCGGGAUCAGGAUCAGCAGAGCAAUUUUUCUUCUUUUUUUUUUUUUUUUUUUUUAAUUUUAUUUUGGGGUUUUUUUACCCCACUGAACAAAUGGACAUUUUUGCAACAUGAACAGCAGAUAUUUCAUCACUGAAGGACUUUAUUCAUGCAAAAAGGAAUUACUGAUGACACAGGACCUCCAGCUCUCACUGGCGAGUGAUUUUUUUAUUUUACAUAAAUGCUUUUUUUUUUUUUUUUUUAUGUGCCAGGUCCCUCCUUUUAAUAUAUUAAUUGUUCUUGUGCCACAAAGACUUUGGCAAAUCCUGGUUCUAACACAAAACAGUUUGUCCACAAGAGUAAAAUGUAUAUUUACUAAAGAUUUGAAGAUCAUCGCAUCAUAUUUUCAGGUUUAAAGACAAAUGAUAUUAGAUAUCAUUUGUCUAGAUAUCUAGAACACUGUUCUAGACAAAUAUGACAAGAUUGCUCUGAACAUUUUGAUAUGUAACACAUGGCCAUUAUACGCAAGUAACUUAAAAGAGAAUGUGCUGAAGAUAUGGUAUUGACCUGGACGCAUCAGCGAGUCCCUGGAUCCUAGAGGGUUAAUGGAUUUAAAUUUUUACCCUUCAUAGUUCACAGCUUUGCUCUCCUCAAAUGUGCCGUUAUUCCAUGAUAACAGUCGUGAUCACAGUUGUAAACUGGAGUAUUCAACACAUUGAAACACAAUCUCUGUAGCCAGGGAACAGAGUGGACCUGUGAAGACCUCUCCCACAGUGUGACAACUAGAAGAUGAGGAUAAAGAUUUUUGUUUAUCAGUAAGUAUGAUGAGGAUGUGCUCUUUGAUUUUACAAAGUCAGGCCUGUGGGGGCAGUCAGGUGUUUUACAAAAUAAUACCAGUUUACAUUGACUUUCCUGAAUGUGCAAAAAGCCAAGUUGUUUCAAAUAAUAAGUGUGUGAUGUCUCUGUGAUGGUAAAAAUGUUUGUCAGUGGAAUUGUUACUCAAACUGCUCUACUGACAGCCUGCAAUAAUCAAUGCUAGUUAGCUGAGACAAUUAACCUGGUGAGAAAAGUUGCCUUCUUUCUGUGUUUCAGACAGUGCUUUAACUUUAUCAGUACAAUGACUGAUGCUCAGUCUUUUCUAUUAUAUUUGUCUUUUGGUAGUUUAACAAUUCAUGUUGAAUCCAGUCUGCAGGUCACACAAAACAAAGCCUGGUAUUUUCAUACAUUUAUCUUACCCAUUUUAAUGUUUUGUAUCUUUUCCCUUUUGUACUAGUCAUUUAUUAUUUUUUUCCAUGGACUUGAUGUAGUUGCAGUGACUUUGUUUGCAUUAACCAUAAAGUUGUUUUUUUUUUACCUUGUGGUUUGCCUUUUCAAAUGCUGAGUGAAAGUGCCCUGUGCACCUGUAUGCAGUACUA